Molecule: messenger RNA, 8084 nt
Organism: Labrus mixtus (cuckoo wrasse)
Lineage: Eukaryota; Metazoa; Chordata; Actinopteri; Labriformes; Labridae
Gene: usp20
Product: ubiquitin specific peptidase 20
Exons: 24
Coding region: 249-3107 (952 amino acids)
Biological process (GO): protein deubiquitination
Molecular function (GO): cysteine-type deubiquitinase activity; zinc ion binding
Source: RefSeq, a predicted model, not a curated record
CAUUUGGUUUAAACGUGGGCUGUUAUUAUGAAAAGAUGGCCUGAACGACAACCACCACGGCUGUGCAACUUGUGUCCCAUCUGUCAAGUCAGAGGCGAGGUGCGUCCGUUUCUGUGUCUGCAGAUCGCGUGUUUGUGUUAACAACAACAACAACAAAAAAAAAGCUAGCUUUUAGCUGUGACAUCUGACAUACGACAGUUUUUAGUUGCUGCUGCCCUGUGCAAAAUUAGUGAGACAGUGAGAAGGCCAUGGCUGAACAAGAGAUGUGUCCUCACCUGGACUCCAUAGGAGAGGUGACCAAGGAGGACCUCCUUCAGAAAUCCAAGGGAACUUGCCAGUCUUGUGGAGCCGGAGGGCCAAACCUGUGGGCCUGUCUGCAGAGCGACUGCCCGUACGUCGGUUGUGGCGAGUCAUUCUCCGAUCACAGCACCCUGCACGCACAGACCAAGAAGCACAACCUGACCGUCAACCUGACAACGUUCAGGAUCUGGUGCUACGUGUGCGAGCGGGAGGUGUUCCUGGAGCACAGGCCGCCGCUGGUGCCCGUCACCGCCGCUCCUCACCACUGUCUGUCUGCAGAGCAGGAAGCAGCUCCUCAGCCAGUAGGUCACCCGCUUAAAGGCGUGCCCAUUGCUGUUGCGGAAGAAGACGGCUCAGAGUCAGAGGAGGAUGAACUCAAACCCAGAGGCCUGACAGGAAUGAAAAACAUCGGAAACUCGUGCUACAUGAACGCCGCUCUUCAAGCUCUGUCCAACUGUCCUCCUCUCACUCAGUUCUUCCUGGACUGCAGUGGAUUGGUACGAACCGAUAAGAAGCCCGCUCUGUGUAAGAGCUACCAGAAACUCAUCUCAGAACUCUGGCAUAAAAAACGGCCCAGCUAUGUGGUCCCUACCAGUCUGUCUCACGGCAUCAAACUCGUAAACCCUAUGUUUCGUGGUUACGCUCAGCAGGUAGGGGCAAGCUCCCAGCAGGACACUCAGGAGUUCCUGCGCUGUCUGAUGGACCAGCUACACGAGGAGCUAAAGGAGCCGCUGACCGAGUGCAGCAUGGGCGCCGAGGGGAGCGACGGCGAGGAGAUGCGCGACGGAGACCCCGCCCCGUCCGAGGACGAGUUCCUCUCCUGUGACUCUGGCUCCAGCAGCGACCGGGGCGAAGGUGGGGGAGCGGGUGACGGCGAGCCGCUCCUGCAGGACGAGUGUGACGGGGCGAGGACGCCCGCGGCGGGCACCGUGGCCGUCACCGCCGGCGGGUUGAUCUCGGAGAAGGAGAGGCUGAAGGAACGGAGGGUGUCGGGCUCGCCUCUCCGCGGAGGCUCUCAGGAGAUGGACGAGGACGCGGAUGUGGACACGGCAGCGGAGGAGGGGGCUCCUGAGAGGGGAGGGGAAGAGGAAGUGUCGCCACCAGCAAACCCCGAGGUUCAAAGCCAAGAGAACAAUCAGAUAUCGGAUGCGGGGACACCCCAAACACAGGAAAACAUCGCCUCAGAGCCAGACAAUGAAGCAUCAAUGACCCAGACGCAGACUCAGCCUCAGUCCACUCCCUGCAGCCCUGUAAGAACCCUUCAAGAGCUGCAUCCCAAGCUGUCCGCCAGUCCGCCUCGAUCCAGUCCCCUCCGCUCUGCAGGACCUGCAUACUCCUUCAAAAAAGCUCAGCUGCUGCUCAGCACCCGGAAGAAGAAACAGCCUCACUAUCGCAGCGUGAUCUCGGACAUCUUCGACGGCUCCAUCCUCAGCCUAGUCCAGUGUUUGACCUGCGACAGGGUCUCUACAACAGUGGAAACCUUCCAAGACUUGUCCCUCCCUAUUCCUGGCAAAGAGGACUUGGCCAAGCUCCACUCAUCCAUACACCAGAACCUUCCAGUAAAGACGGGCGUUUGUCCCGACAAUUACAACUCGCAGGGCUGGAUCACCUUCAUCAUGGACUCCAUACGCAAGUUUGUAGUUUCAUGUAUCCCCACUUGGUUUUGGGGGCCAAUGGUGACCCUGGAGGACUGCCUGGCUGCUUUUUUUGCUGCAGAUGAACUCAAAGGGGACAACAUGUACAGCUGUGAGAGAUGUAAAAAGUUAAGAAAUGGUGUGAAAUAUUGCAAAGUACUUAGACUUCCAGAGAUUUUAUGUAUUCAUCUGAAACGCUUCCGGCACGAGGUCAUGUAUUCGUUCAAGAUCGGCAGUCACGUGUCCUUCCCGUUGGAGGGCCUCGACAUGAGACCUUUCCUGGCCAAGGAGAGUCCGUCCCAAGUGACCACCUACGACCUGCUGUCAGUCAUCUGUCACCAUGGCACCGCAGGAAGUGGACAUUAUAUAGCUUACUGUCAGAAUGUGAUCAACGGCCAGUGGUAUGAGUUCGAUGACCAGUAUGUGACAGAAGUCCACGAGACUGUGGUGCAGAAUGCAGAGGCCUACGUUUUGUUUUAUAGAAAAAGUAGCGAGGAGUCUGUGAGGGAGAGGCAGAAGGUUGUGGCUCUGGCCAACAUGAAGGAGCCCAGCCUGCUGCAGUUUUACAUCUCCAGAGAAUGGCUGAACAAGUUCAACACCUUUGCCGAACCCGGCCCCAUCAGCAACCACACGUUUCUCUGUCAGCACGGAGGAAUCCCUCCCAACAAGUACCACUACAUAGAUGACUUGGUCGUGAUCGUUCCCCAGAAUGUCUGGGAGUACCUUUACAACAGCUUUGGAGGCGGCCCAGCAGUGAACCACCUGUAUAUGUGCGCCAUCUGUCAGGUGGAGAUUGAGGCUCUGGCUAAACGAAGAAAAACUGAAAUAGACACUUUCAUCAAGCUGAACAAGGAGUUUCAGGCUGAGGAGGCUCCGACUGUGAUCCUGUGCAUCAGCAUGCAAUGGUUCAGAGAGUGGGAGAGUUUUGUGAAGGGCAAAGACAACGAGCCACCCGGUCCCAUCGACAACAGUAAAAUAGGUGUCAUGAAAGGAGGACACGUACAACUCAAGCAAGGUGCAGACUACGGUCAGAUCUCAGAGGAGACAUGGCAGUACUUGUUGGGUAUUUAUGGUGGAGGACCUGAGAUUGCAGUGAGGCAGACGGUGGCCCCCGCUGACCCCGAAAGCCUCCAUGGAGAGAGGAAGAUUGAGGCGGAGACCAGAGCACUUUGAGAUAGAAAGAGAUCUUCUGACCCCCCCCUCCCCUCCCCUCCCUUUCCAUUCCUGCCUUCACAGGAAGCUGAGGAAUUUGCACCUUGGUGAAGAAGCCUCGCCGUGAGCACUUUGUAAAUGUAGCAGCGAAUUAUCCUGGAGACGUGUGGAAGAGGGUAUUUAAAUAUCACGUAGUUUAUUUAUUGGAAAAUUCUGAUCCUUGAUGUUAAGGUGUAAAAAAAAAAAAAAUAAGGCGUCGUGUCACAUCUUUGGAGAUGUUUUUUGUAGUUUCAGUGGCUGCUGUAGUGACUAGGUGUCAUAUUCUGCUAAACCGGCUGUGGCCGACACACAGCAGAGGUCGGAAGACCAACAGAACGACGCUACGAUGUUUGGUUUGAAGACUGUGCUUCUCUUCUUAAGUGAAAGCAACAACCAAGAGACAUUCAGAAGCUUCCUGUUGUUUGCCUGUUUACUAGCUACAUAAGUUGAGACAUCAAGUGAGAAUUAUCGCUUCGAUCUGACUCUUACACCUCCAACCUUAAUUACACAGUAUAUCUGAGCCCUCAGGAAAGAAAGUCUAGUUAGUCGAGACCAGUGAAAUAACAUUUAAUCAUUCAAAAAAACAAAACACAACUGGUUUAUUUCAAACCAUAAAACAUGCAUGUGUUCUGAUAGAUCAUUUUCAGGGAAAUCUGUAAUUGAAAAACUACAAAAUGCAUGUAGCUGCAACUUCUCUCUUGGACCUUAUGAGACAUUUCACUGUCCAAAUUGUUUGCUCAAAAACACAAUUAUAGACAUUUAUUUAUGUUCUUAAAAAGAAUGGAGAGCUGCUCAUGGACUAUCCUUAAAUAGCAACAGGCUUAAAAGAUAUAACCAUUUAAUUCGAGAAAAGAGUAGCGAUAUAAGAUUUCUGAAAGACAAACUUAUUAGUGUCUUGACCUCCGUUUAGUUGGAAGAGGAUUCCACAAAGUAUCUGGUGCAAUAACUGUAAAUACACUGGAGGGUAUUGUGAGAAUCUUAAACAACAAGUGUUUUGUCUGUCAACAGCUUAUAAAGUAAAUCAAAGGAAAUUCCUCUGAAAGAUGGAAGUGUCAAUUACAUCAUUAUUUAUAGUUCUAGAGAAGAUUUUACCCAAAAUGGCUCAUAAUGCAGUACCAGUUUACUCAUAAUGCAGUACCAGUUUAAAUUCAUAGAGGGCAGUAUUUAAGACAUUUCUUUUUCUUUUCUUUUUUUACAUUGUAACAAUUUACCGAGAAAUGAUUUAUAAUAUUUAGUGCAACAUGCACAAAUCAGGACCUGUUCCAACAGUCACAUUUUUUAUGAUAACUAUUUGAUCGAUCAGGUACAUUUUCCUCUUCUAUGACUGUGCAUGUUUUCAUCCAAUCAUCACAAAGUGAAGCUGUAACCUGUGAAAAAUAUGUUACACUGAGUUUUUUUUCUUGUAAAAAUAUUUGUGCAUCUGCACAUUUCAUUGUUGUUGAUGAUGCAUUUUUUUUAAAUGUUGUGUACAAAUACAACCUUUCUGUUAUUUAGACAUCAUGGUAUAUUUACUGAAAUGAUAUUAUGGUGUAAGGUUUGACUCUAAACUAACACAGCAAGCCAAAAAAAAAUCAAAAACCCUCAACCGCUUGACUCUUGUGUCAAGGAAACCUGACUGAAAACUGCUUUCCUGUCUUUUAUCUUUUGAUCACAGAUAAGUGUAUGGUAAGUAAGAGCGUGGUGUGCAGUUCAUUUCAGACAGUUCAAACUGCUCCCAGUAUAAACAGUUCUUGCUCCAUUUGAAGCUGCCAGCCCCCAAAGUAUUUCAAAUAGAACUUCUAGUAUUUUAAUUUGAUAAUCCAUAGCUUUUAUUAAUUUUUAUUUGCUAGCAUUAAUUUAACAAAACAUAUUGAGUAUUAUGACAAAAAUGUGCAAUGAAAUUGACAACUUGACAACCACUAAAAGAGGUGAAGGUGUCUGGGUUAAAUCUAUGAUAAAAGGCAGAGGCAGUCUAAGUUGAGCUUAAUAACCAGGUCCUCUUCCAUCUCAUUGUAAAAACAUGCUUCCUUCAAAUUUGCACAAUCAGUCUGUCACAACAUUUUAAGCUGUUAAUUAUUAAGUCUUACUCACUGGUUAUAAUUACCAGUUACAAGAAAGACUUCACAAGGAAAUAUCUUAGUAGUUGUGCUUAUUUUACAUUUUGAUUGUAAUAAGUUAUAAGAAUCAAUAUAAACAAUACGAUAAUUGUAAAAAAAUAUAUUUAUAUUAGCUGUAAAUUACAAUUAAGUGGUCUAUUCCUUAAGAUGUAUUCCAUAAAAUGUGCACAAAUUCACAAGAUAAAAAGUGUUUAUAUUUUGUUUUUGUUUUUCAAUUAUCAUUGAAGUAGGUAUUGUUUUUACUGUACUUGCACAUCCAAGAAGACAAAGAUCUUCUUGCAUAAGUACAAGUACAAAGAAAUCACCUGUCUCAAAAGGCCACACAAUUUGGAAGAAAAGAAAGACAAAGAACUGCAGAGCAAACCACAGCCAAACCGUGAAAGUCAAAGAAGCAUGAAUUACUUAAAAUACUGUAAUCGUUUUAAUGCCAAAUCACAAAAAAUCAACAAUGAUUGUCAUCUUAAGUUGCCAUGCAGUGUUUACAUAGGAAUAGAGUAUAUCUUACCUUCAGCAUUAGAGUCAUCCUACCUUUAAAUACAGUGCCUUCAAGCAUCUUCACACCAACAUUGCACCUGCACUGGUGUUUUAACAAUUAAGGUCUUGAUUCCAUAUAUUGGGGGAUACCCAUAUAACAGGUCAAUCAGAAAUCAUGGUCAAUCAUGUCAGAAAGGGAGAAUUUUUUUCUUAUAAAAUCCCAGAUCACAUGUAGCCCAAGCAAAGUACUAUUCAAAUACUAAUGAUGAGAUAACAUCUGUGUGGGUAUGAGGGGGCUUUCAUACAUUUUCCAUCAACCUUGACUUUAGAACGGUCUAAUUAGCUGUUUACUGCUACAUGUUCAGACAGUGUCUCAUUGUAAGAUCCAGCAAAAAAUUGACCUCGGUUACAGAAGGUCAUACUAACUUCUAAUAGACUAAAAGAGGUGAUGAAAGGAAUACAUUUUGACUUUCUUUGUUAGAGUUAGACAACUAGUUUAAUACCACUCUCAUGUUUGUACGUUAUCAUUAAGCUAUAGCCAUGAGACAGUUAGCUUAGCCAACCUUAAAAGAAAUAGGCCUACUGUAAACAGGAAAACAGCUAGCCUGGCUCUUAAGGUGCCAACUAGUUCCUCUUAAUAUUUAUCUGUAGUAAACCCACACACUCACCCCUGUCCCAGAAAGUAUAGUUCCUCCAAAGGUCUCUAAGCUAACUGGUUGCUGGCUGAAGCUUAACAUUUAGCAUAGAAAGCUAAGGGUGAUAUCUUUUUUUUUUUGUUAGCUAACAACUAAAAUGACAGAAGGAUGUUUUUUGUUUUAAGUUAAGCCUCGAAGAAGAGUUUAAUGUCUUUCAAUUUAGGGUACAUUUUUCGUAAGCUAGUAGUGAUAUGGAUCCUCUUCAAGUCAUUUUGUGUCUUUAAAAGAGAUUCAAACAAAAGAAAAAAAAAGACAAUCUAAAAAGAACCAUGGUCAACAAGCUCAGCAGAUAUUUAGAAGUGUAAUUAUCAGGAAAGCAGCAAUAUAUUCACAAAGUCAAAUAGAUAGUAGCCUAAACCAAAACACCCCAAAGUUUUUUUUUGUACACCAUUUUUAACAAAGAUCUUUCGACUGUCAUAGUUUAAAUAAACUUGAGAAAACAUGAAUAUUAGCAUUUCCAGAAGACUUCAACGUCUACAUUUAGAGGUCCAUUGUUUCUAAGGUGGUUAAGUGUCUUUUUCAGGUGUUAUAAUUUUUUACUAGCUUGUGUUAAACUUCGCGCUAAUGACACAAGUGAAGUAAACAAACUGGCUUUUUUUGUUAUGUGUUAAGUGUAUUCAAAGAUUGUUCUUUUUUGUGUAGUCUUUAAAGAUUGAUUUGCUGUUUGGUACAGGUAGUUCACAGCUAAGCUCUUGGCCUGACGGCUUAAAAACAAUGUGAAAUUUACUGUAAAGAUCCAUAACGUUGACAGAAGCUAAAGGCUCAAGUGAUAAUUCUAUGAAGUUUAAUGAACAGGACAACAAACCCUUUGAUAUUUAAUAUGCUCUCAUCAGAGUAAAUCAUAGCCCCUUAAAGUUUGUCGCUAAAAGUUGCAACCUAGCUAGCGUCACUCUAGCCUAAUGAAACAUGAUAACCCAGAAAUUCCCCUUUACCUUGACUUACAUCUUCCACAGUUAUGUCAAACACCAGAUUAUUUGAUAACUUCAUUCUGGACCAUCUCCUUAAGUAGUUCAUAUUUUCCUUUUUUAUUUGUUGUCCAAUAUAUUUUUGAAUAAGACUUGACACUGAUUCGUCCAUUUGUCUAAAGAAAAGGUUGUUGCAGUGUUUUUGGUGUCACAAGUCCAGUCUGUAUUUUCACACAAUAAUGCUUCUACAGAGAUGUGUAAGCUAUGUUAGGAUAGUUCUUGGGGGAGUAAGUGCAAUGAAUAAAAGGCAAAUCUUUGUGCAAUCUGAAGCUGUAUCAUCAAAGACAUUUAAAAGGUAUCAUACACGGAGCAAUUUGAGCAGCUGACAGUUAAAGACAGGAGAAGUGCGGCGUUUUAUAUUGCAGUGUUAGGAAGCGUUGAGUGAUAAUUACUUAAUCAUCCCUUCCUGUGAGUUUGUUUGCUUGUGUUACAGCACGUAGCUAUGCGUGUGAGAAUUUCAUUUCACCAUUCAGUGGAAAAAGGAAAACAUGGUGAAAACAGCUGUGGUUGGACAGAGUUCAUCGGUAAUAUGACAGCCUGCAGACAACACAACCAAACUUAGCUGACUCAUGUUUUCCCCAUAUUUUUACACUGUGUGGCUGUUGUGGUCAUAAUAAUGAGGAUGCUUUGAUAACAUGGUUGACAUCAAUUCAAUGGGAUGUCUUAAUGUCUGUAUAAAUUGUGUAAUUACUCAUGACUGGUUUAUGAUUAAAAUUGCCUGGUCUUUGA